UCUAAAAUCUUAAACCGUCAAGCAGAACCUAUAAAUAAGAGGACCUUCACUCAAAUUUUCCUUUGCAUUAUUAUACAAACACUUUCUUUUUCUCUGAAUCUCUCUGACUCUGAUUCCGCAUUACUAUCCCAGUUCUACUCUCUACGCAGUAUUAUGGCUGUUAUAACUACAACAAGGAGGACUGAAAGUUUUCGGCGAACAACACCACCGACGUGUAAGUACUGGCUAGCUGGGAGAUGCAACCGAAAUCCUUGUAGAUUUUCGCAUAGCUCACCAACAUUGCCAUCGAAUGCAUACUAUAAUGGCAAUACCACAUAUAAGCAUUCAAAGCAACCAACAAAUUGCGCAUCGAAGACCCUCGAGAAGCCAGCAAAUCGUGCACCAAUGGCUGUUGUGUCUGUUGAGAAGCCAACCAAGUGUGAACCAAUGGCUAUGUCUGAUGAGAAGAUUACAGUGUGUGGACUAGAGGCUGUGUCCGUUGAGGAGCCAACCAAGUGUGUACAAAAGGCUGUAUUAAUUGACAAGACUGCAGAUGUGGAAGAUGUGGACACCGUUAUUGCUGAGGCUCCUGUGGAGAAAUCACGAAGUAUUUGUAAAUAUUGGAUGACUGACACUUGUGUGCAUGGUGACCUGUGCCAGAAUUUGCAUUCAUGGUUUUAUGGUGAUGGGUUUUCUACACUUGCACGGCUUCAUGAACACAAGAAGGCUGUAACCGGGAUUGCAUUGCCGGCUGGUUCGGACAAACUUUAUUCUGGCAGCACUGAUGGCACAGUUCGGGCAUGGGACUGCAACACUGGCCGCUGUCUUGGUGUGAUAAACCUUAAUUCUGAAGUAACCUCGUUGGUAUCUGAGGGCUCAUGGAUAUUUGCCGGUGUGAAGAAUGCUGUGAAGGCAUGGAAUAUUCAAACUGGUGCAGAUUUUACUCUUGAUGGACCUAUGGGGCAAGUCCUGUCCUUGAAUGUUGGCAAUGAUAUCCUCCUUGCUGGAGCAGAGGAUGGUGUUAUUUAUGCUUGGAGAGUCAGCUCUGAUCCCAAAGCUGAGUCUCCUUUCGAACUGGUUGCAACACUGAGUGGUCAUACUAAACCGGUGGUUUGUCUUGCUAUUGGAUGCUACAAGAUGCUUUAUUCUGGGUCCAUGGACCAUAGCAUUAAGGUUUGGGACCUUGAUACAUUACAGUGCACAAUGACACUUAAUGGACAUUCUGACGUAGUCACAUCACUUAUUUGUUGGGACCAUUACUUGUUAUCGAGUUCUUCUGAUUGCACGGUCAAUGUUUGGGUGUGCACUGAGGAGGGAAUUCUGAAGGUGGCAUACACUCACAUUGAAAAAAAUGCUGUUCUUGGACUGUAUGGGAUGACUGAUGCAGAGGCGAAACCAAUAUUGUUCUGCUCGUGCAAAGACAAUUCAGUUCGUAUGUAUGAAUUGCCGACGUUUUUAGAGAGAGGUCGAUUGUUUACAAGACAAGAAAUUCGAUCCUUCGAGAUAGGCCCUGGACUCUUCUUUACUGGAGAUGGGACUGGUUUGUUGAAUGUGUGGAAAUGGUUGGAAGAGCCUAAGGUGCCAUGCUCCUGAGCUAAAAGAAAGUUCUUUGGAGAAGGAGAUUACAACUGCAUUGCAUCAUGUAAAAAAUGUUUGUCAUGAAUGAUGGCUUAAGCUAUGUUUGACUAGUGUAAUUCUCCUCGGUGGAACUUUCUGUGUAAUAUAACAUUCUAUGUAUUAUACAAUUUUCAAUAAGAUCAUGAAUUUU
This is a messenger RNA of Arachis stenosperma, 1747 nucleotides long. Its product is annotated as zinc finger CCCH domain-containing protein 48-like. Lineage: Eukaryota; Viridiplantae; Streptophyta; Magnoliopsida; Fabales; Fabaceae. The transcript is spliced from 8 exons. Gene Ontology annotation, molecular function: metal ion binding; protein binding. The coding region runs from base 154 to 1572 and encodes 472 amino acids. The record is from RefSeq and is a predicted model, not a curated record.